UCAAUGUACAAUGCUAUGCCUAUUGCAAAGCAUUGUGCAGUGUGAUGUGGCAGGAGGCAGGUAAGGGGACCCUCUUCUGCCAUUUUAGCUGAUCGGACCGAAGAGCCAACUGAACUAGCCAGAAUGUACGAUUUAAUUAUUUGAUCCCGGAGUCACUAGUGUUGAGUGUCUGGUGCUCAUAGUAGCUGACACUCGACACUAUAAAAUGAGUGCAGCUCCUGUGCUCGCUUCAAAGUCACUUAACGCUGUAGGGCGUACAUUUAUGCUAGGUUGGAGAUUCCAUAGAUAUUCUCGUUGUAAUGACUCUGUAAAUUAACCUAUGUGGUAUUGGAAAUACAUAAUAUUUCCCAUAGUCUUCCAUUUGCUCAAUUGCUCCCUUUGCUUUCUUUCAGGUGGGCCUAGCAUCAGUCCCCGGCCGAAACAACUACGUCGCCAUCAAAGGUAUCACCAAAACAGCGGACAAUGCAGCAAUCCUACAGAGAGAGCGACGGAUACUCAUGCUGGCCCGAGACUGCCCGUUCCUGUGUCACCUGUAUGCUGCACAGCAGUCUCAGGACCAUGCCUUCUUCAUCACCGAGUACCUGUCCGGCGGCAGCUUGGAGGCUUUACUCACAAUGUGCAGCAGUCUAAACAUCGAAAUAGUAAGAUUCUACACAGCAGAGAUUGCAUGUGGCCUCCAUUUCCUUCACAGACAGAACGUCGUCCACCGAGAUAUCAAGCCAGAUAACAUCAUGCUGGAUCGAGAUGGACACAUCUGCAUCAUAGACCUCGGACUUGCCCAAGAUGGCGUCACCUCCUCCAACAAGAUCCAAGGAGUGACGGGCACAUUACUUUACAUGGCCCCAGAGGUGCUCCAGAGGAAGAGUUACCAUGCAGCGGUUGACUGGUGGAGCCUGGGGAUUGUUGUAUCCCGGAUGUCAGCAGGACGUUCCCCAUUCUACUUUGGCUGCAACAGAGAAAUGGCUCACGAUUCCAUCACCAGAGAGAAGCCUAAUAUUCCAUCUUGGCUCCCUGCUGACCUGAAACAUCUGAUCCAACAACUGCUGCACAAGAAUCCUGAGAAGCGGCUGGGUGUGAACAGGAACAUCAGAGACCAUCCAUUCUUCACCACCAUCAACUGGGAGGAACUGGAGCAGAAGAGAGCACAGCCGCCAUUUACACCAUUCGAGGCAGCUCUGAAGAAGGGAGACCUGCGGUGGUCAGAGGUAGAGACAGCUCUUCACCCCUUGGAAGGAUUCUCUUUCAUAGCUCCAAGCUGGGAAUGGUAAGAUCAGCCCAUGGCCCAGAGCUCUGUACCAUCUGAGUGCUGCACCCAGGAGCGGCCUGUGCUUGUAACACCUCAGCACAGGCCGGUAAGUAUCACACAUCAUCACACA
This is a messenger RNA of Hyla sarda, 1376 nucleotides long. Its product is annotated as protein kinase C delta type-like. Gene Ontology annotation, molecular function: ATP binding; protein serine/threonine kinase activity. Gene Ontology annotation, biological process: protein phosphorylation. The record is from RefSeq and is a predicted model, not a curated record. The coding region runs from base 498 to 1268 and encodes 256 amino acids. NCBI's taxonomy places the organism in Eukaryota, Metazoa, Chordata, Amphibia, Anura, Hylidae. The transcript is spliced from 2 exons.